Molecule: messenger RNA, 6127 nt
Organism: Wyeomyia smithii (pitcher-plant mosquito)
Lineage: Eukaryota; Metazoa; Arthropoda; Insecta; Diptera; Culicidae
Gene: Setx
Exons: 9
Coding region: 174-5588 (1804 amino acids)
Biological process (GO): termination of RNA polymerase II transcription
Cellular component (GO): nuclear body
Molecular function (GO): transcription termination site sequence-specific DNA binding; ATP hydrolysis activity; protein binding
Source: RefSeq, a predicted model, not a curated record
AUUUCACUUGUUUAUAUAAAUGACUGUUCGAUCGAAGUAAACCUUCCGCUGGCGAUGUAUUUACUUAGCGAGUAAAUGUUCCUAAUUUUGUAUAGCAUUGAUAUUUUCUCAGAAAAACUGCAGUGUAUACCUUUGUGCUUUUCAACCAAUUGUACAAAUCUUUAGCGACUGUGAUGGCAUAUAGAGAAACUACGCGCUGGUAUUUAAAACGUCUGCACCAGACAGAGUUUAAAAUUGUAAACAUCGGUGCGUCGACAGACAUUAGCAGAUCGUUAUCCUCGGCUAUAAGACUUAACAGGCAUUCAUUUCAACAUGUCUCGAAGCGACACUGCAUUAUAUCCUGCGUUGACGGAGUGGCCACCCUGACAGAUGAAACGUCCACUUCUGGUACCUUCAUAAAUAAUGUGAAACUGUCGCGAGAGACACCUGGAUCUGUUGUGUUGUCCGCUGGUGACAGAAUUGGAAUAGGAUCACCAUGUUUCAACGAUCCGUCGUUUUAUGCAAAUAAUAAUCAUGUACUGCUUUACCAGGUAUGCAAGGACCGGAACCGGGUUAUUACGGACGGAGAUGUGGAUACCAUUCUGUCUAGUGAUGAAGAAACCCAUGCUACCUCCAAUCUGCAGAAGGUUCCACAAACAAAAUCGCCCAAAAGCGUUGACAUAAAUGACGAAAACUACCGCAUACUGGGUAAUAUAGAUCUUUCUUCAGACGUUGAUGAUGAUGACGUUAUAUAUUUGAAUUGCGAAGAUAAUGUUACACGGCUAGAUCGAGCAAUUUUGGAAGAAACUGAAAAAAGAGCCAAAGACCUGGAAAAACUGAUAGGUGAUCGGGAAACAAAACAGCACACACAAGUUGAAAAAGAAACUGAACAAAAACAAAUGAUUGUGGCACACGACACCGAAGAAGCUCAGGGAAAAUGUAACGAGAAGCGACAACGUAAUGAAAAAGAGGACGUUAAACGUAUACUUGAUAAGAAGAGUGAAGAAAAAACCCAAAACGUGUCAGCACAAAAAAAUGAUCUAGAAGAGCUUACACGGAAGCACGAAAAAAAUGAACAAAUUGAUAGAGAUCAUCAAAAUCCAAAUGAACUAAGAAAAGAGAUAUUACACGAAAAAACUCAUAAAAUGCUGCCAGAACAAAAGCAAAAAACAAAAGAAAACGAUAGCAAAGAUACAAAUAAAAGCGAUGAAUCAUCAGGGGAUCGCUUGAGAUCACUCACACAUAAUACUCGGCCCGAAGAAUAUGAAAUAAAAAGUACAGGGGAAAAGAUACGCCAUGGCAAAGACCGUGAAAGGAAAUUUAAACAUACAAGCAAACACCAUGACACUAAAUCUAACAGUCAUUCUAGUAAAUCCGAAGACAACACGAGUCUUAAAAAGGAUAAAAACCGCCAUAAAAAUUCCACUAAUAAAGAUAAAAAAGAUUCCAAGAAUGACAAUAGUUACAAAUAUGUAUCAGAUGAAAAUAACGCUUCCAGAGAAACAAAGGCUGAUUAUUGUUUAGACCAAAUUGAAGAGCUGUUUAAGGACUCACUUUCAAUUCCGUCAGAAGCAAUGUCUGUAAUAUCUGUACAUGACAGUGAGUCUGACGAUGAUAAAGAGUUUAGCGAACAAAAAUUCUCUCAAAGCUACUAUCGUCAAAUUAAGCAAGAGGCUUUGGAAAUAGACUUGCCUGACGAGAAUGACUCAGAUAACCAAAAUGAGGUAUUGGUCACUAACCAAUUAGUGGUCGAUGCUCCGUUGUUCAAUGAUUCGGAAACAAUUUACAUUUCCGAAGAUGAUGAUGAUGAAGAAACGCUAGAAGACUCAAAACGGUGGUUUAAGAAGCUUUCACAAAAAAGUUCUCCUCUUAGAAAUAAAUCGCAACUUCGAGAAGCACAAUUAGAUAAACCUCAUACUUUAGAACAAAGUUUAUCAUCGUUCCAGCACCUGAGUUAUCCUUCUACGAGCAGAAAUAGCGACUCAUCAACGUUGAAGUUUACCACUGUCAAACCGAAUUGCAAACCCCAAGCUAUAUCAACAAACAUUCCGAAUGUCGAUCAGGCAUUAAAAACGUUCGAAGCGGAUCCGAAUAAAAGGAAAAAUGAAUCACAUAAUUUGAACAGCCCCGUCCGUGCCAGACAAAAACGUAGUCUUCCAGAUGAAGUACCUAAAGCAUCUGAACAAAGGCCAACGAUCAAAGAACGUAUUAUAGAAGGUGACUUUGAUCUAGACGACUCAUUUUUUAGCGAAAUUUUAAUUGAAUGUGAGAAGGAGCAACAUGAGAAUAUUUCCAUGGACUGCCGGCCUUCAGAUCCGAAGAAACAAAAAAUACAAGAAAAUGAGCGAACCCAACUCACGCUUUCGAACAGCGAUUGUAUUACCGCGAAAUCUAGCAGUAUAAAGCCAAUUUCGCCCGAUGUACCGCGACCUCGUCUGAACGAGAAAAAUACCAAUAGUGCCUCGAAUGCUUGGGUGAAACGUAAAGUGCCAAUGGUGGAACCACACCAUAUUCAGAAACGACGCCAGAGCUUAUGCAACGGUGUAUUGUCGAAAAAAACCUUAAAACCUGACCAGCAAUCUCCUAUCAGAAAAUCUAUCAAAAGUAACGAGGCAUUGAAGGAAAAACUAAAGGCAAUAAAGUCUACAAAAUCUCAACCAAGUGGCGAGACUGCAAAGGAUAAUAGUAGCAGACCGAUUACCAUACCGAAAUGCAAAUUUACACCAACGAAUCGUGGUGCUUUUCUGGUCCACGAAACUCCUCGCCCAAGCAAGCCACUCAUGAGAGCAAAUUCGCUGCCAAACAAUAAUAAUGAUGACGAUUUCGUUUGCACGCAAUCUACUUCAAUUGAAAAAUUCCCGGAGUUGGAUAAAAUGAUCGAUGUAUCAUUGACUAGAGCACCGAAGCUAACUUUCAACAAUGUGGCUAAGGUCAGCAGUGUGACGAACAAUGCGCCUGUUUUCAAAAUUCCAAAACAGCGUCCUCCACCUACAGCAAAAGUAGUUCUCACCGAUAGUGAAAGUUUUCGUUCAAUUUUGGCCACAAUAGAGUUACCAAAAGAGAAUGAAAUUCCACAAGUAGGUAUUUCGGCAAACGCUUUUACCAGUAGCAUCACGAGUGCUACAAAUGGGUUAAAAUCGAUUUUAAAAACCAACAAUCUGACGUAUUCAAACGGUCAAAGCCAAUCGAAACGCACUAAACGCGUGAACUGGUGUCAUAUACUAACAGAUACACGAGUGUUUGAAAUUGAGGAGGGAAACGAACUAUGCGUGCAGACUAAAGAAUACAAGGAAAGUUACGACUGCCGAAAAAUGACUCAGGUCAGCUUAAGUGAAAUUAUUUUAGAGAUUACAAGUUGGAACCCCAGUUGGUUCGACAACCCAGCUGAAGCCAAAGUAUGCGAGGGCAUGCUGUUGCCGAUGGUGGAGGAGUAUCAAAACUUUGAAGAGUAUACAAAAAUUGUAAUGCCGAUACUUAAAAUGGAGCUCUUUCAUGACAUAUUAGUUCAGUAUGGCGAGAUGCGAAAAACUUGUCAGAAGCCUCUCCAAAUGAAGCUGAAUCAGAUUCGAGCACAAAGUAAAAUUUUUGUGCUUAAUUGUAGUGUUGAAAACAGCUCUCACCAAAGUGUUAAUAACAAGGAUUAUGUGCUCAUAAUUUUUCGAGACAAGAUCACCUGCGAAGAGAUACGUGUACCGGCUGUGGUCUCAACCCGACGUCAGCUAAUUCAGUACUCCGCUGAAAACGGAGUUAAAUUUUAUCAUUGCACGCUGGAAACAGCCAAAAAUAAAUUGUCUCAACGCAUUCGCGAUGGAUUUGGCGAAAGUUUUCAAAUAGUAUCCCUGACUCAAAUUAAUAUGCACUUGCGACAGUUUCAAACGCUUGCUGCUUUGGAAAGUUCCCCGCUACUGGAGAACAUUCUAUGUCCAAGAAGUAACUUUUUCACCUGUCGCAUCAGUAUGAACGAUCGUCGGGCGUAUAAGGGAAAGGUAAGUACGGAUUGGCAAAAACGAUAUCCUCUAGAACUUGAUCUAAUUACGACACAUAUCCGAAAGGAGUCGCUCAACGUUCAACAAGGGGACAUUUUGUUAAGCGUGUUUGGGCAAUGUCUUGACAUGAAACAGCCCCACAUCAUGUUGAUCCAAGGACCGCCAGGCACGGGAAAAUCACGAUUGAUCAGCAAUCUCGUAAUGCAGUUGCAUCGGAGUUUCCCGAGUCAUAAGAAACUAAAGAUCCUCGUUUGUACCCAGUCAAACACGGCGAUUGACGUAAUAGUCCUGAAACUAAUCAAAUUGUUUCGGUUAUUGAAUAAAGAAGAACAAGGUAACAUACUGCGAACGGGAACCGCAAACAAGAUUAACCAUGAAUGCAGGAUGGUGUUCCUCGAUGAUCUCGCCAGGAGGCGAGUUAACGGAGACAUCAAACGCAGAAAACUACGUGAAGAGAACCCAACCCUCGAGACGUAUUUUAUAGAGAAAGAAACUUUAGAACGAAGGCUUAAAUAUCUCGCAAUAAAAGCUACCAAUGAAGGCAAUUCACGACAACAGGACGAAAUAAACAGGCUCCAGGAGCAGCUUAACCGUAUCAAGCAAAUUCUCCCCAACGAUGUAGACGCAAUCGACGUGCAGGAAAGUGACCGACGCUCUUUAGAAAUUAGCGCAAAGAAAGAUUUCGUAGCGAGGGCCGACAUUAUUUGUACUACGUUGGGCAGCUGUGGUGCUCUAAUGGAAUACAGUAAAUCGCUGAAGUUUGACGUGUGCAUCAUUGAUGAAGCGACUCAAUGCACGGAAAUCGCUUCAUUCACUCCCCUACAGUACAACGUUCGGAAGUUGAUCUUGGUAGGUGAUCCUAAACAACUACCACCAUUAGUUUUUGGGAAGGAAGCAGCCGAUGCCGGUCUUAAAAAUUCUUUGUUCUCAAGAAUUGAAAACUCAUUUAUCGGUACAGAUCUUGAAGGAGUGAAAAUGCUUACGACACAAUAUCGCAUGCAUCCAGAGAUUUUAAAAUGGCCAAACGAGUACUUUUAUGAAGGGAAGCUUUCAAGCGAUAUGCAAUCAACCAAAUGUGAUGAAUUCCCCUUCAGACCCUACACCGUCUUCAGUCUAGAAUAUCAGCAAAAUCAAACUCAGUCAGAGCAUCAGAUUUAUAAUGAUGACGAAAUUCAAUUUGUGCUUAGUUUGCUGUCUGAAAUUAUGAAGUUUUGUGAACGUCAUACAUCGAUCGCUAUAAUAACGCCAUACACACGACAUAAAAGAGAAAUCGAGAAAUAUCUCCAUACAAAGAGAAUUACUCAAGUAUCAGUGCUAUCAAUCGACUCUGUACAGGGUCAAGAGUACGACGUUGUAAUUAUUUCGCUAGCUCGUUCCACCGGGAUGGGUUUUCUAGAUAGCCCACAACGCUUGAAUGUAGCGCUCACGAGGGCCAGGAAAUGCCUUAUACUAUGCGGUAACUUUGCCGACCUACAGGGCACCAACAUGUGGUCGGCGUUGCUUAAAGAUGCCGAGGAUCGAAAAUUGCUUUUUAACAUCGAAGACAACGAUGAAUAUAGCGACGUUAACACUUUUGUAGAAAAAGUGAUGCGGAGUUUGAGAAAAUCGCCUGCCUUAUGCUAGAAAUAAUAGACAAACAUGCUGGUGGAUUUAUAACUUGAAAGGUGUACAUAUAUAGUUAUUAGUAUAAGAAAGCUUUAGGUUAUCCUAAUAUGAAAUGUUUGCUAUGUAUCAACACGUAGCGAAUAUUUUUAUUUUCUGAACAGGAAUAAGCUUAAAUUUUGCGUAAAAAUAUACAUUAGGGUGCCUCCUUUAUGAAAUGUGGUUCUUCGUUUGGAACUUAAUUUUCUUAGUGAAAAGAUGCUUUUUGCUCAGAUUUUUUUUUGUAUUUGCAUACUCUGUACUGUAUACUCUGGCUUAUCCGAAAGCUUUUAUAUUCUGAACUUAUGUGUAGCAGCCAGAACUGCGAAAGUUAUUAUAAUUUCUCAAACUUAAAUAUAUUAAUCAGGCUAGGUUUGUCCUACUCAGUGCUUGUUUAUUAAGAAUUUGAACGUUUUGGCAAUGUAAAAAAGCUCGAAAGAAAAAAAUUCUACUUUUUUAUAUUUGUAUCUGUAAAAAAAUAUGAAAUGCGAAGAAUAGAAUAAAACUUUUUUUUAUAUAUA